AUGGCAUUAGCACUCCCAUCGACAGUUGUUUGCGGCUCGCAAAGCCCUCCGCCCUCAAGAGACUGCCUGCAGCGCAUUCAAGCAAAUCUCAAAGACCCGAGGUUGACAGAGCUUGCCAGGGCAGUGGAUGACCUGCCACAGUUUUGGUCGCAUUUGGUUGAGGUCAAGCCCGUCUUGAGACAAGUCAACGACGAACCUCUGAAAAAGUUGAAAGAUUGGGCUAGGGAUGAGUGCUUGUUGGAAAUACCAGAAGACUUGCCAAACAUCCUAUUAGCACCGCUCACAAUCAUUAUUCAUCUGGUUCAAUAUCUCCGAUUUGCGCACUCCUUCGACGGCGAUGAUUCCCAAGAAGACAGACAUCGGCGCAUCUUGCAAUCCGCGUGUAAAGGCGGAUUCCAGGGGCUUUGCACAGGCUUUCUCAGUGCUGCCGCUCUGGCAUGCUCCAGAACGGAAAGGGACAUAUGGUGCAACGCUCUUGUCGCAUUGAGAUUAGCCACGUGCGUGGGUGCCUACGUUGACCUGGACAGGUUGACGCAUGACAGCGCAGAUGUCCACACCUGCAUGAUCGUAUAUUGGGAAGAUAACUGUGGAAAGGAUCGAGUAACAGAAGUCCUGAGAGGGUAUCCUGGGGUGUACACGUCUGUCGAGCUCGACGACAGAAGCAUCACUGUCACAGUCAAACAGUCCCAGGUGUCAUUGCUGCGGACCGACCUGGCAGCACGAAACGCUAAGGUGACGAAAAUUCCCAUCCACGGACGAUACCACAGCAGAACACACGCCGAGAUUCUUCAAGAUCUCCUUGAAAUCUGCAACAACGAAGAGUCUCUACGUUUCCCCAUCAUCAACACACCUUUGGUCCCAUUGAGAAAUAACACCACCGGGGAACUGAUCACAUCGGCGGAGAAGCUGCAUGAGCUUGCCUUGAAAUGCGUGUUGACGGAGCCAGCUGACUGGUACUCAACCAUGACGGAGACUAUUUCCAGCUUGAAGUCGCAGCCUGAGAAAAAUCAGCGGCCGCUCAUAUUGGAGUUGGGCCUUGUGAGCUGUCUCCCACGAUCACUGACCGCAUCCGCCAACCUCCAAGUUUUCACGCCGCCGUUGACCUCGACCGUUUCGCCGAAGGAACAAAAAUCAUCAGUGAAUGAUGAAUAUCGCUAUGACUAUCCCGAGCACUCUAUCGCUGUCAUUGGAGCUGCUUGCAAAUUCACUGGUGCAGAAACUAUGCAGCAAUUCUGGGAACUCAUUCGAACAGGGGGCACAAUGAUCGGUGACCUUCCUGAAGGCAGAAUUGCGGCAGACAAGUCAUUGCGCAAGGCACCACGGGAAAAGCCUCUGAGGGGCAACUUCCUUUCCGAUGCAGGCCACUUCGACCACGGACUCUUCGGAGUAUCCCCAAGGGAAGCUACUUACAUGGAUCCUCAACAGCGCAUUGCAUUACGUGUGGCGUACCAAGCUGUUGAGUCAUCUGAAUACUUCGGGAGCGACAUCAAAGGCAAGAAUAUUGGCUGCUACGUUGGCGUCGGAGGCUCCGAUUAUGAUCAUAACGUCUGCUCUCGUGCCCCAACAGCAUUUUCAUUCACAGGCACUGCUCGAGCCUUUGUGAGCGGUCGCAUAAGUCACUACUUUGGGUGGACGGGACCAUCGAUGACCAUUGAUACUGCGUGUUCUUCGUCAGCUGUGGCUAUCCAUCAGGCAUGCAAGGACAUCAGGAUGGGCGAAUGCCGCAUGGCCCUGGCAGGAGGAGUCAACAUAAUCUCCUGCCCGAAUAUGCAAGAGAACUUGGCGGCAGCCAGGUUUCUGAGUCCAACUGGUCCUUGCCGUCCAUUCGAUGCUUCUGCCGAUGGCUAUUGCCGUGGAGAAGGAUGUGGCUUUGUCAUGUUGAAGAAGUUAUCAUGUGCUGUGGCCGACAAUGAUGAUAUUCUAGGCGUGAUUGUCGGAUCGGCAGCGAAUCAUUGCGACGGCAGCGACGCAAUUACUGUCCCAACGUCACACUCGCAGGCCAACCUCUAUCGCAAGGCUCUGUCGCUGGCAGCCAUGCAACCCAAGGACAUCACCUACGUUGAGGCUCACGGCACUGGUACUCCGCGGGGAGACCCAGUCGAAUGCAGAAGUAUUCGACAAGUGUUUGGGGGUUCGAGACCUACGUUGCAUUUCGGCUCUGUCAAAGCCAACAUCGGACAUACAGAAGCCGCAUCAGGAAUUGCAGGGCUCCUCAAAGUCCUGUUGAUGAUCCGAAAUCAACGAAUACCACCACAGGCCAAUUUCACCGCGUUGAAUGCAUCGAUUCCGCCCCUCGAACCGGACAACUUGUCGGUCCCAACUAAUGAACUCGAAUGGAAGGCCACUUUCCGUGCUGCUUGCAUCAACAAUUAUGGGGCAGCGGGCAACAACGCCGCAGUGAUUGUUUGCGAGCCUCCUCGGCCAGAGUCUAGUGCUAGCAAUAAUGACAGACUCUCUGGAUACCCAUUUUUGAUAACUGGGCAGUCAGAAAGGAGCUUGCAGAUGUUCUGCGCUGCCCUUAGUCAGUGGUCAGAAAAUACCCACGCUCCAUUGUCAGAUAUCGCGUUCAAUGUGGCUCGGAGGCAGAAUCGGACUCUUCGGCAUCGUAUCACCUUCGCAGCAAGUUCGCUAAGUGACUUGAAAAGCAUUCUUGAACAGAAUGCAAGACCACAUGAGCAACUAUCGUCGCCUUCACCUAAGCCCAAGCCGGUUGUUCUGGUCUUUGCAGGCCAAACCGGGAACAUCGUCUACCUGGACAAAGCUGCGUAUGAAGGUUCAAGUCUGUUGCGCUCACAUAUUGACGAGUGCGACGGGAUUCUCCGCAGAAUGGGCCAUCGUGGCCUGAUCCCAUUCUUGUUUGGCCAACAGCCCAUAGAGGAUGUGGUGCUCCUUCAUUGCCUGUUCUUCUCGUUGCAGUACGCUUGCGCCGCAGCUUGGCUUGAUGCGGGCUUGCCCGUCCAGCGUGUCAUAGGCCAUAGCAUUGGCCAGUUCACUGCAAUAUGUAUCUCAGGGGUAAUGACACUUGCUGAUACGCUGAAGCUAGUUGCAGGGCGAGCCAGGCUAAUCCAGCAAAAAUGGGGUAAAGAAAGGGGCUGUAUGCUUGCCGUUGAGGUAGACAGGCAGGGGGCUCUCGAACUUGCCGGCUCAGUCCCAGAUCAUAAGAUAGAGAUUGCAUGCUUCAAUGGAGCCAGGAACCACGUCCUGGUUGGCACUGAAGUAGCCAUCCACACCCUCGAAGCCAAGACAUCCUGCAAGACUCGAAGGUUAAAGACUACUCACGGCUUUCAUUCUGAGCUGGUAGACUGCUUGCUGGAUGACUAUAUGGCUCUGGCACGGAAUAUCUCAUAUGCGACGCCGAAUAUUCCAAUCGAAACAUGUUCCAUGGGCGGUAGCUGGAAGGAGUUCACUCCCGAAUUGGUUGUUCGUCAUUCGCGCGAAGCGGUAUAUUUCUUCGAUGCUAUUUCUCGAGUUGACGAAGAACUCGGACCUUGCACGUGGGUUGAAGGAGGCGCCGGAUCCAGAGGCAUAGCACUUGUGAAGUGCGCCCUCGGGAUCGAGAGCAGCUCAGGGCAUUCUUUUCAUAGACUACAAUUGGAUUCGUCAGAACCUUUGGCAUCACUAACGGAAACCACGAUGAAGAUGUGGAAUGAAGGCCUUGAUGUGCAGUUUUGGCUGUAUCAUAACACAGAGAAGACAACUUUUGCCUCUUAUGAUGUUCCCGGUUACCAAUUUGACGAGACAGCAUUCUGGCUUUCAUAUUCUGACAAAGCGGGCCAGGGCGACUCUGAGCGGGAGGCAAUCAUUUCUGACGAACACAAGCCACUAGUCUACUUGCUGCGAGACGAAGGCUUCAAAGGAGAACCGCGAAAAUUGCAUUUCGGAGUCAAUCAUUGUCAUCCGGACUUUAGCAGGUACCUGAACGGCCGCGAAGUCCUUGGGGAGGUUUUGUGUCCUGUGUCAGUGUUUGUCGAGCUGGCCGCUAAAGCUGCGGCCAUUCCCGGCAGCCGCGAAUGCUCGAUGGCGUCUGCUCAUGUACAGGUUCUGAAUCUGGAAAUCCAUAACCCGCUCGGGCACGCUCGAGGAGUUCGCAUUGGCCUCAGGCUCAAACACGUCGGACCAUGCAAGUGGGGAUUCUCGAUCAUCAGUGAAAAAGACGCCCAGAGCAUAUGUCACGCGACAGGAACGAUUUCUCUUAAGCAGGAGCGACAUUGCAAAUCCGGAAUGGAGUCCCAGUGGUCAGUGAUCCAGCGGGUAAUCGGUUACAGUCAUGCCCAGGACAUCAUUGAUGACCCUUCGGCAAUUUCCAUGAAAGGAAGCUUGAUAUAUAAAGUGCUGGAGAAAGUGGCCGAGUACAAGCCUUGCUAUAGGGGCAUCAAAGCCAUGACGAUAAAAGACACCGCGGCAGUCGCCCAGCUGGAGAUGCCGGCAAUUGGUCGCAACAGCUCGGAAAUGGCAGUGUGCGAUCCGCUCGUGAUGGACCAGAUCACAUUGAUCGCAGAAGUACUGGCACUGUGCAGGGACGAUUGCAAGAGAGAUGAUGUAUUCAUCUGCUCUGGCCUGAGUGAGUUGAUCACAUUCAAGAGUCUCCGAUCAGAGAUGGGCACAUGGACUGUUUAUACUCGACAAAUACGCCACGGGCCCAGGGAACUCCUGAGUGACACAUUCGUAUUUGACUCAACCAGUAAGCAAUUGAUUGUUGCCAUCCUUGGCGCGAGAUUCCUUCAGAUUACCACCAGGUCCCUCGACGGAAUCGUCAGGAGAGCCAGUCUCAAAACUUCGGAGUUUUCAGUCGAGACAGAAGAGGUAUACGAACCGGCCACUGAAACUUGCCGGCCCUUGGAUGACAGCAAAGUCUCGGAUAUUGACCCUAUACUGAGUCGCCUGCUUCACGAGAUAACUGGAAUUUCUCCAAGCGAGAUUUCCGCCAGCACACUCCUCGUGGAAGCCGGCGUCGAUUCCCUUGCAGCAACUGAGUUGGAGAAUCGAAUUCAAGAAGUGUUCAAUCUUCACAGACCGAUCUCCCUCUAUGAAAGACAAUUUGACGUCGGGACGCUUUGCCGAGAAAUUCAGACGCAGCGAGACGACCAGCUUGCUCGAGCUUCGCGAACGACGACUGCCACACGGAAUACUUCAUCAUCUCUCGGCCGACGUACAUCAUCCACUGGAUCACUGUCUGACAAUGCGGAGGCACGACCUAUAUGUAACAGAGAUGCCGUGCUUGCCCAGCUAUCAAGGAUGUUGUCGGAAAGCUUCAACAUUACAGAGAACAUACUCGCUGGAACUGAGCUUCGAAGUCUGGGUCUGGACUCAUUGGUCGCCGUCGAGCUCGAGUCCGACCUACAACAGGCAUUUGGCUUGAAAGUGGAUUUGAUGCAACUGAGUCCCGAGCUUACGAUGGGCGGACUCGCUCGGCUUAUUUUGGCGUCCAAGUCUCAAACGUCUCGCCACAUGGCACCUUCCAUGGUGCAUUCUGGACAAACGACGGAACCAGAGAGCCAGACGUAUCUCGGUUGA
Molecule: messenger RNA, 5514 nt
Organism: Aspergillus viridinutans
Lineage: Eukaryota; Fungi; Ascomycota; Eurotiomycetes; Eurotiales; Aspergillaceae
Product: non-reducing polyketide synthase spyA
Exons: 2
Coding region: 1-5514 (1837 amino acids)
Biological process (GO): secondary metabolite biosynthetic process; fatty acid biosynthetic process
Molecular function (GO): fatty acid synthase activity; 3-oxoacyl-[acyl-carrier-protein] synthase activity
Source: RefSeq, a predicted model, not a curated record